This is a messenger RNA of Blepharisma stoltei, 1221 nucleotides long. The record is from the annotation of a GenBank genome assembly. Lineage: Eukaryota; Ciliophora; Heterotrichea; Heterotrichida; Blepharismidae.
AUGGAUCGGACUUGCUCGACAUGCGAAGUUUCAGGCUGCGAUACUUGUACAAGCGGUCAAACUUGCUCUAAAUGCGCAACAGGGUAUUAUUUGGACUCUAACAGUUGCAAGGCAUGCUCCGGAUUUAAUAAAAAUUGCCAAGAAUGUUCUGGAGCUGGCUUCUGCACCAAUUGUAAAACGGGAUAUGUAGCAUCUGAUUCAGGCACUUGCUUUGCAUCAUCAAUUCCAAAUUGUAAAGUGCUUAAUGCUGAUGGAGUCUCAUGUAAAACUUGUCUGAGCGGGUAUUACGAGAAUAAUGGCUCCUGCGCCCAAAUAGCAUGCACAGGCAUUCAAUACUGGGAUGGUGUCAACAAGCAGUGCACGAUGUGCAGCACAAUUGAUCCAGAUUGCACCAUUUGCACCUCAGAUAAAAAAUGCACUUCAUGUUCAGUUGGAAAAAUAGCUAACGAUGCAGGCUUAUGCUCCACUUCAACUCUUACUCAUUGUUCUUUGGGUAAUAGCACAGAUCCAAAAUAUUGCACGAAAUGCUCAACUGGAUAUAUCUCUGACGGAAUAGGAGGGUGCAUACAGUCUCAACUGCAGCGUUGUAAAGAGGCUUCUAGUGCUACUGUUUGCAAAAUCUGCUCUAGCGGAACUGCUUCCGGCUGUGGCCCUUGCAGCCCAACUAGUGCAGUCCCUGAUUGCGCUUGUGCUUCUCAAGGCGGUUCAGUUUGUACCAGAUGCAAUGAUGGCUAUACUCUUAAGGCAGGCUCAUGCUCUCUAACCAUAGCUUGCUCUUCUAAUUGUGCAGAUUGUUCUUCGAUAGACAUAUGCACUCAAUGCAAUUCAGGAUAUUUCCUUUAUGAUGAAAGUGCGACUAAAACAAGCUGUGUUUGUAAGAUUUAUUUAGCAUGUGCCGAUUCGUGCAAUUUAUGCACUAAUAGUCCUGUUUGUUUUGAGUGUGCUGACUUAGUAGUCCAAGAUGGAAGUUCGUGCAGAGUGGAUAAAGUAGGAUAUCAAUUGAGUUUCGACUCUCCAGAUGCCGUUAUUGAUUUUGCUCACCCACUUUCGAAAACGGUGGGAUUUAAUUCUUUUACAGCUUCUAAAGGUCAAGCUUCUGUUCCUACAGGAGGUUGGAGUAUCAAAUCAUCGACAGUAAGUCAGAUCAAGGUUCAGACUGAUUUGGAUGAAACUAAGCUUCCAAUUGAUAUCACAUUCAGCUUUAAGCAGAAUGAAUCUUAG